Messenger RNA from Toxorhynchites rutilus septentrionalis, 6552 nucleotides. RefSeq lists its product as uncharacterized. Bases 811 to 2559 code for a protein of 582 amino acids. The transcript is spliced from 5 exons. The record is from RefSeq and is a predicted model, not a curated record. Lineage: Eukaryota; Metazoa; Arthropoda; Insecta; Diptera; Culicidae.
UGCAGCACCGAGCAACAAGCGGUAGUGAUUCUGGAGGAGUGCUAGCUGAUAGGAGCAUUCUUCCCUAUAAGCAUAAGAUAACAGGUGCAUUGAAUCAUUGUCGUGCCAUCAGGAGCUGGGCGAGAGUGAGAUAAGUGAUAGUGUGGGAGUGUAGUGCAGUUCGCGUGACCAGUGGAUUCGCAAAUCGUGAGUGAAAGAUUAACUAAGCAGUGGAAGAAUUAGAAAAGAGAAACACAAAAUUCUAAUCCAUCAGAAAGCAUAAAAAGUGUUCGGUAUCCGACGGAUGCAAAGAAAAAGCUUCCGACAGGGAGCAUUUUAAUUGAAUUUCCUCUCCCUGUCUCUCUUACCGUUCGCCGCUAUCCGCUCGGUGGAGGUGACUGCGUGUGCGGGGUGGAAAAACAGAGCGCGAGAGGUGUGUCUGAUAUUGGAAAACGGAUUCUAGCCUGGCGAGGAGAGCCAACACGACGACCGAGUGAGCGAGUGUUUUGAGCAUCGUUUUCCUGUUGCCUACAAAACGCGUGCGGGGGUGACAUUUAGCAGCGAAGUGGAAAAAUAAACAAAAGUGCAAAAUAAUAGAGACAAGUGGGUAUCUCUGCCACCGUUGGAGAAUAUUGAUGCACUUUUCGAACGAAUAAAUCUUGGCUGGAAAUAACUGCCAAGCGAACGAAAGGAAAAUAGAAGGAAAACGGGUGCUAGUGUGAGUGUUUGUCGUCUAUCAGUGUCAGGAGAGACGACAGGAAGCAGAGGAUUUUUCGUGGAGAGUGUGUAAACUGACGAAUAGAUCCGUUUUUUCCUCUUCGAGUGGACAACAUGGGAGACUUUGGAGUUCUUUUACCGCCAAAAUUGUUCUUGAGUGUUUCGACGCUGCUGUUUUUCGUCAUUCAAGUUGCAAAUUCGCAGUACCCGGAAGUGGCCGACCAUCACCUGAGGCCAUGUGAGCUGGAAUCUCUGCUGCGCGAUUUAACCUAUCCGGAGGCGGGCUACGAGAUGCAUGCCGCGGCGCUGCGAAACCAGCUCCGAAACAUCCUGGAACGUGACCCGAAUGAGGCGGGAUACCAAUCGCUGGAUGAAUACGGUGGCUAUGAUGGCGCUGGACCGUAUGAAGAUAAACGAUCCUAUCGCUCGCUGCUGCGAGAUGGACCCGUGUUUGGGAAGCGCAACCUCGGUGCGUUGGCCCGUGCCGGUUUACUGAGGUCACCAAACAACUAUCUGAAGCGCAGCAUCGCCACACUGGCGAAAAAUGGCCAGCUUCCAUCCCGGGAACCGGACUCGGCCGAGGAGGAUUCCACCGGUGGCGGCGGAUGGAGCGAUGACAAGCGGAACAUUGGUUCGGCCUUCAAGUCGGGCUACAUGCUGAACGGAAAGCGCAAUAUUGCCUCACUCGCGCGAAAAUAUGAACUGCCAGGCAAGCGCAAUAUUCAGGCGCUCCUGCGGAACGGUAUGCUUCCGUCGCUGGCACCCAAGCGGAAUAUGCAAUCGCUGGCACGCGAUAAUGCACUCCCACACUAUGGCGGAUCCCAGGAGAACAAGCGCAACAUCCAGACGAUGGUACGCGACUGGAAUCUGCCCAAGCAGCAAAACAACGGUGGCGGGAUCGACAAUGAGAAACGCAACAUCCAAUCGUUGAAGAAUUCCCAGGGCCACAACGGAGGCGUGAGUGGUGGACGCAGGAAACGUGGGGUGUACUAUGACGACGAAGCGCUCGAGGACAGCACGCCGGAAAUUCUGGAGCCCGUCUACCAGUCAGCCCCGCUCGACUACGAGGAACUAUUGGAUGCAAUGACUGAUGCGUAUCCUUACUAUCUGCCCACCAACAGCAACCCUCCGGAGGAGAAGCGGUUUCUUGGUUCACUAGCGCGAUCUGGUAUGUUGAAUCGCUAUCAUCGAUACUCCAAGCGAUGGAGUAUGGAUGACUUGUACGAUGAUACCGAGCAGGAUGAUGAUGAUUCGGUUGAGCAAGCAAACGGGGAGGAUGAUGAUGAAGAUGAUGACGUUGAUGACGAGGAUGACAUUUAUGAAUCGCCCCGAAAGCGCCACAUUGCCUCACUAGUGCGGUCGGGUUGGAUGCCGUCGUUCCGGCCAUCGCGAGGAUCUAGCCAUUUUAGUCGAUCUGGGCGGGCGAGGUCGAGUAUUACCGGCAACCCGAGCGACUACGACAACCUACCGCCGGCGUUUGUAGACGAUGCGACACUAUUAGCGAGCACAGCGGAUUUCGAAGCGCCCUCUCACCAUACUUCGGCAGCAGCAGCAGCGGCGGCGGCGGCAGCUGGGGAGCUCCCGGUCUACAAUCCACUUGGGGCUCCACACCGCCCCGAGUUGCUGCGCUACACUGGCGACGCUUUCGUGACCCGUCCCCGGCUGUACGGCGGACCACACGAGGAAUUCCCCUAUUACGGCGGUUCCAGUGAAGCCCGCCCGCUCAACCCCUUCUACACCGAGGACGACUUCCGCUGCGCCGCCCGGCUCCGCAAGUUGCUCUACUACCUUAAGAAACAGUAUUACCUGGACAAUAAGUACAUACAGGCAGUGUACGGACGGAACGCUGUCAAAUACAAUUAAAAUAAGAUAAUAAGAAAGUGAAAGAAAAAAAUUCUACGGAAACUCAACCAAACGGAAUGAAGCUGACACAGGACAAUAAUUUUCACCGGUUUUCAAGGUAAUGCUGCUAAAAAACUGUUGGAAGUUUUUAUUUAGAAUACAAGGUGGCGUUUCGUGUAUCAAUUAUUACAAUAACAAAAUACAAGUGUGGAAUAACAAAACGCAAGCCAAAUAUUCAAAACUUAUUACACAUGUGUAUGGGCUAAGCAAAUACAAAGGCAAAACAAAUACAAAAAAGGAGCCCCCCUUGUAAGUGUUUAUAAGCAUUUAUACUGUAUUGAAAAGUGUAGAGGUAGGUAAUUAUUAAUGGAAAUUUUAAGAUGUAUUUAUCGGACACUAAGCGCUAGAAACCAUCAGACAAACCGAGGUUUGAAGUUUACUCCGUAUGUUCCCCGGAAAUCUUCCAGUUUACUAGACUUCCGCCCGGUGGACGUAACAGUGUAAUGAACUAACCGAAUAUAUCUCUAUCCUCAUAUCCCUUCCUCCAUAUCAAGUUGAGAGUAAUGAAAACAAACAAAAAAAAUCUAAUCGACUUAACCAACUGAACUGUUUAUAAUAAGGACCGAACAAAUAAUAUCUCCCCUUUUGAAUUAUUCUAUCGUCUGAAAUUUUAUUCUAUAACAUAUAUUUAUAGACAUUAUACAGUAUACAGACGGCCAGACGGUCAAAUAUUUCCCACAGAAAUAAAACGAUGCUCCAAAGGCACUCACCAUAAAAACAUGGGUUGAGCGAGAGAGCGAGAGCCUGGUGAAAAAAUAAAAUGCAAAAAGUGUAAUCUCCGCAUAACUAUUUGUUGUUUACAAUCCGCAAAUAAUCUGGAAACAUUAAAUAUGGAGCCACGGAUAUCACACGACCGAGCAGGAUUUGUUUGGCUUUCGCGGAAUUCCGGCAGCUUGUUGUCAAAUCCUCGAAGAGUGAGAGAUGAAAAUUUUGAGUGAGAGAUGGAUUUUCUGUGAAUUUGUUUGUGGAUAUUGAACAUUGUAUGUGUUAAGAGUUGGAUUCUAAAUCGGGCAUUAAUUUGGUAAUUCCUUAAAGCUGACUUUUAAAAAAUAUCAAUUUUAAGAUUCUAAAACCAUUGUUUUGCUGUAUCAUAUUUGCAAAAUUAUUCAUUCUGCCUGCGGUUUUCCAUGAACUCAGUAUAAAGGUAUCCAUGAUCUCCAUGAAAUUGGGCCAACUUCGUGCCUGGAGAAGCAUCCCAUCUCCUCAAAGUUUCAAUGUUUUAUUGUGUAUUGUGACUCUGCUUCCAGUGCCAAUAAAUCGGCGAAUUCAGUGUUUCCGUCGAAACUGAUCAAGUUCACUUACGUUUGGUCUACCUAUUGAAUUUUACAUAAAUGAGAUAUGUCUCAUCUUAUUCUGGAAAUAACUCCUCAGUAUCCUAUAAAGGUAGCUAGGGACCUUCAAUCUGUGUAUCGCUUCGGCUAUGGACUCCCAGCUGAAACUAUUGAGGGCGUUAUGCAAGUCGAUCAAAAACACCACGCAGUAACGAUCACCUCUUCAUUUUUGUUUAAGCGAGACCUGAGCUUUCCCGAUAACUGUCCGAAUCACGUCCAUUGUUGAGAAUUACCCGAACUGAAUUUUCGACAAUCCAUGAUCACCAUCCGUGCUUUUCAUCAGUCCAUUGAGAAUAAUCCUCUCCAAUAGCUUUCCUAAAUAUCCAGCAAACAAUUUGGUCUAUACGAUGCUAGAUCUCCAGAUGGCUUUCCAGAUUUCGGGAGCAGCAUCAACUUCUGGUCUUUCCUGGAUUUUUUUUUCACAGGGAAGUGACCGUCAUCCAGGAAUUUCUGCCAGCACCAUCCUGAACAUGUCGGGGAAAGCAAGGAUCGCCGAUUUCAAGGCCACGUUUGGGGAUUACAUCGGGAUCGGAUGCUUUUUUUCAAACCUCUAGCAGCCGCGAUGAGCUCUUCGUUGGUGACUUGUACGUUCUCGGCACAGCUCCCUCUAGCAGUUUCAUUUGAUCCUAUGUAACAUUUGGGGGACUUUGGGAGGGCUGGCAAACUUCGGUACAACGUCUAUCAUCAGCCGGUCCAUCUCCUCGAAUGAUUUGUUGUCAGUCGCUCUUUUAGGGGGAUUGCCUGCUACUCAGACACGGCUGAUCUAAACUGACACUUCCGCAUAAAAAUGAUCAUUUUAGCCAUGCACCGGUUGCUCCGACCUCCCGGCCCAAGGCGUGAGACGAUGAGGCUACCUUGCUCUCGGUCUCCCUCUCCAGCUUCUGCUGCACCUUACGGUUGCUCAGCCUUUCGAAAGUUGCCGCCAGUACUUGCGUUCGGUAAUAUAACGUCCAGUUAGGCGAAGGCUUCUAGUAGACUAUUCCUUCUGGCGUUGGUACAUCUGUUUUCCCAGUCCUCAGCCCAAUCGUUGAAGUCUCCUCCGAUAAUGACAGGUUUUCGACCGAUGACCUUGUAUGUAAGUACGUACAGCAUCUGGAGAAACUGCUUGGGGAUGUAUAGCAACUGCACAUAAGAAUUGCUUUGUCGAUCACGAAACCUCUCUGUGAGCUGUCUACCACUUCUUGAAUGGGGUUCCUUCCCAUCACUUGUAUUGCCGCCAGCUCAGCCUCAUCCAUCAUCCAAUUACUCGAUAUGGUUCUGCGAUCAUCAACGUCACACUUUGUUUCCAUUGUUGACUACCACAAUACUUGCUAUAUCGCAAUGAUUGACGUUGAUCUGAAUAACUUUUAUUACUUCGGACCCGCCAUCGUCUUGUUGUAGACCAGACAUUUGACCUGUCACAUGGUCGUUUCCGUCCUCCUCAUCGAAUAGCCUACACCUCGGUAGAGUUGCGAUUUGUCGUGAGUAUCAAAUGAUGGUACUCACACAAAGAUAAUCCACAAAUUUUGUACAUCGAUUGUCUUCGGAGACCAUACUGAAGUCAGUCAAAUAGCGUGAGAAAAGUAAUAUCACAAUACUACCAAAUGGUUAGCUUCUACUUGACAGUGAAGCUCCACGGUGAGGCCUGAAAUGUCGAAAUAAGACGAGACUCGGAGACCUGCUUGAAUGGUUUGGUGUUUCGAUAUUCACGACAUUCGCUUCUUUGUGAUCGCUCAUUGCGCCUGGGGAUGCCAGAUGUGAUUUUUGUUUUCAUUUAGAAUACAAUUUGAAGAAAAUUGUUUUUUUUCGAAUAUUCAAUUUCUAUUUUUCUUUUCAAACGGCCUUAACCUUUUUCGAGAAAUUUCGCCGUCUCGACGUAGUAUUUGUUUGUGGAAUGACGAGCCUUCGCUAUAUUUUGAGUUCGUAAAUACGCGUGUACUAGUGCAAGUUGGAAAAAAAAAUCUUAACGAAGAAUUCUCGACAAGAACGGGAGUUGAUACCGAAACCCUUAGAAAUCAACCGAAUAUCUACCGGAAAUAGUGAUAGUAAAUUAUAUGUUUUGCCAGUGACAUUUGUUUUUAUGUAGUAUCUUUAUUCUUAUCCAUUUAUUCACUUUUUAUUCAUUCAAUCAUACCGUUGAAAUCACGAGUAUUUACUUAUCCAUAUACAUAUAACAACCGUCAAAAUAGCUGUGAAGACUCGUAAAGGAUUAUUUUCAUGCCAUUCGAAAAUAUUUUUUGAAAAAUGUGGCAUCCCUGUUCGUGACUACGAAGCUGGGUGAUAGUUCGUGUGCGUGAAGUAUAUAUGAUGGAUUGCCACGAGAGAUAAACACAUUUCAAUAACAAAAUCAUGACUGAAAAUUACCUUUCCCAUUUAGAAUACAUAUUCUAAAUAUUAGAGCAUCAAUAUUUAUAUGAGAAGUGGUAUAAAAUACACAUUGAACGAAAAAUGGAAACUAUGAUGGUUUCAGUAUUGAGUAUUGAUUUUCUCUUUCAAUAAUUAUUAAGUAAUUGGCAACAGUUGAAUUGAAUUACUUUCUUUUUUGUUCAUUUACCCCAUUUGGCCCGGGAGUAUUAUUUUUUUUCAAAUAGAUAUAUAUAUAUAUAUAUAUAUAUAUAUAUAUAUAUAUAUAUAUAUAUAUAAA